UGUCGGGCUUAGGGGCCUCGCGCACACCGAGACUCCUGGGAGUUGUAGUCCAUACCGAGUCAAACGUGGAAUUAUGGCGGUGGCCAAGGAGAUCUUACAGAUGGACCUGUACGCGCUGCUAGGAAUUGAGGAGAGCGCGGCGGACAAAGAGGUGAAGAAGGCGUAUAGGCAGAAAGCCCUCUCCUGCCAUCCAGACAAAAAUCCGGAUAACCCCAGAGCAGCUGAACUCUUCCACCAGCUUUCUCAGGCUUUGGAGGUGCUGACUGAUGCUGCAGCCAGGGCUGCCUAUGACAAAGUCAGGAAAGCCAAGAAGCAGGCAGCAGAGAGGACUCAGAAGCUUGAUGAGAAAAGGAAGCGAGUGAAACUGGACCUUGAGGCUCGGGAGCAGCAAGCCCAGGCCCACGGCAUCGAGGAGGAGGAGGAGGGCCAGAGCACCCGGACCCUAGAGCAGGAGAUUGAGCGCCUGCGAGAAGAGGGUUCCCGACAGCUGAAGGAACAGCAGAAGCUGGUGCAGGAGCGCAUCCGCCAGGAGCAGGAACAGAGACUGAGAGGAAAAUCAGAAAACCCAGAAGGCCAAGGAACACCCAAGCUAAAGCUGAAAUGGAAAUGCAAGAAGGAGCACGAGUCCAAGAGCAGCUACUCCAGGGAAGUCCUCCUACAGCUCCUUCAAAAGUACGGAGAGGUACUCAACCUGGUGCUGUCCACUAAGAAGGCGGGCACUGCUGUGGUGGAGUUUGCCACUGUCAGGGCUGCGGAGCUGGCUGUGCAGAAUGAAGUGGGCCUAGUGAACAACCCUUUGAAGAUUUCCUGGCUGGAGGGACAGCCCCAGAGCACAGUGGGCCAUCCAGGCCUGUCACAGGUCAAUGGCCAGCAAACUUCCCCCUGCUUAUUGCAGAGUGUAGCCAGAGAACAGGGCCCAGCAGCUCCCCCACCUACCUGCCCUGCCAUCCAAGGUGGGUUGUCACUUCACACAGUUCUGUCUGUGCCAGAGAGGAGGUCAUGUUCUCCCCACUAAGCCCUGCAGGGACUGGGGCUGGGCUGCCUCCGCUGGGUCUGGCAUAGCCUUGCACUUGGCACUCACCUGCAUG
Erinaceus europaeus (western European hedgehog) is the source of this 1088-nucleotide messenger RNA. It is a transcript of the gene DNAJC17, whose product is annotated as DnaJ heat shock protein family (Hsp40) member C17. Bases 74 to 1015 code for a protein of 313 amino acids. Lineage: Eukaryota; Metazoa; Chordata; Mammalia; Eulipotyphla; Erinaceidae. The record is from RefSeq and is a predicted model, not a curated record. Gene Ontology annotation, molecular function: RNA binding. The transcript has 11 exons. Gene Ontology annotation, biological process: spliceosomal complex disassembly. Gene Ontology annotation, cellular component: spliceosomal complex.